Eutrema salsugineum is the source of this 4877-nucleotide messenger RNA. Its product is annotated as putative phospholipid-transporting ATPase 9. Gene Ontology annotation, cellular component: plasma membrane. The transcript is spliced from 13 exons. Gene Ontology annotation, molecular function: ATP binding; ATP hydrolysis activity; ATPase-coupled intramembrane lipid carrier activity. Bases 794 to 4399 code for a protein of 1201 amino acids. Gene Ontology annotation, biological process: phospholipid translocation. The record is from RefSeq and is a predicted model, not a curated record. NCBI's taxonomy places the organism in Eukaryota, Viridiplantae, Streptophyta, Magnoliopsida, Brassicales, Brassicaceae.
UAAGUGUUUGACCCGCAUUUUGUGUUCGGUCACCUUCUCCGCCAUGACGGCGCAUCUAAUGUUCCUCCAAUCGAUUCUUCUUUCUUCCUCUGUAACCAAAAUUCUCACAGUUUUUUUUUUCUUUUCUGAAAAUCUGACACUAAAAUUUUCCUAGAUUUGAAUCUGCCAUAUACUCCUUGUCUUUUUUUUUUUUUUUCCUCCACAGUUCAGCUUUUGUGUUCUUCACACAGAGCGAAAGGUUUUUUCACCUUUGAUGAUCACCAGAUUCCCAUUUUCUCGGAAAAUAAAAGAGACUUUGUCUUCAUGCUCUCUCUCUCUCUCCAUCUGUUGAAUUUUUUUUUGCUUUUCCGAAAAAUUAUCAGCAUUUUGAUUUGCUGUUUAUUCCAUCAAAACAUAUAAUUUUCUAGAGGAAACCAUGACUUGUCCGAAUCUUGGCACUUUCUCUGUGUUUUCUUCUUCCUCGUCUUCGUCUUCCCAAUUUGUUUGGAUGGGAAGAGAAAAUUGGCUAUAAAAAAACCAGAGAAAUCGAAAAAGUCAGAAAAUUAUGAGAUCUCCACUCAAGCUCUCAUAGCUGUAAAAUUUUCCAAUUUCUUGUCUUAUGAAUAUCUUUUUCAAAAAAAUCUCGACUUUCUCAGAGAUCACAGCUUUGAAAACGAGGUCAGAUACUAUAACCCGUCACGGUCUUCUCUGCUUUUCUGUUCGGUUGGUUUGAGGUCCUGCCAAAAUCGGUGAAAGAAUCUGCAAUUUGUUUCAGUAAAAGAUUCAAACUUUGGCUCUCCCAGAUCUCACUUCAAUGACAGGAACUGGAACAACAAAAAGACGAAGAAGGAGAAUACAGCUAAGCAAGCUAUACACACUAACAUGCGCAGAAGCAUGUUUCAAGCAAGACCAUUCACAAAUCGGAGGACCCGGUUUCUCUCGGGUCGUGUUCAUCAACGAACCGGAUUCACCUGAAGCUGAUUCGAGAAACUACUCAGACAACUACGUGAGGACCACCAAGUACACUCUCGCCACUUUCUUGCCCAAAUCACUCUUUGAGCAAUUCAGGAGAGUUGCUAAUUUCUACUUCUUGGUCACUGGGAUCUUGUCUUUCACUCCUCUUGCUCCUUACACUGCUGCGAGCGCCAUUGUUCCUCUCUUCUUCGUUAUUGGUGCUACUAUGGUUAAAGAAGCCGUUGAAGAUUGGCGCCGCAAAAAGCAGGAUAUUGAGGUGAAUAAUAGGAAAGUGAAAGUGCAUAGAGGCGAUGGGAAUUUCGAUUCCAAGGAGUGGAAGACACUUAGCAUUGGAGAUAUAGUGAAGGUAGAGAAGAACGAGUUUUUCCCGGCAGAUCUUGUUUUGCUCUCUUCUAGCUAUGAAGAUGCUAUUUGCUAUGUAGAGACAAUGAACCUCGACGGUGAGACCAAUCUGAAAGUCAAACAAGGCCUGGAAGUAACUACGUCCUUGCGUGAAGAGUUUGACUUCAAGGGAUUCGAGGCUUUUGUCAAGUGCGAGGAUCCAAACGCUAACUUGUAUUCCUUUGUUGGAACCAUGGAGCUUAAAGGAGCCAAAUACCCUCUCUCACCUCAACAGCUUCUCCUGAGAGACUCGAAGCUCAGGAACACGGAUUUCAUCUAUGGCGCGGUUAUCUUCACGGGUCAUGACACAAAGGUGAUUCAGAAUUCAACGGAUCCUCCAUCUAAGAGAAGCAUGAUUGAAAAGAAGAUGGAUAAGAUUAUCUACCUCAUGUUCUUCAUGGUUGUUGCGAUGGCGUUUAUUGGUUCGGUUCUUUUUGGAGUUACAACAAGAGAUGAUUUCAAGGAUGGUGUGAUGAAAAGAUGGUAUUUGAGACCAGAUAGCUCCAGCAUCUUCUUUGACCCCAAAAGAGCUCCUGUGGCUGCCAUUUAUCACUUUCUAACGGCGGUUAUGCUGUACAGCUAUUUCAUUCCUAUAUCUUUAUAUGUCUCAAUAGAGAUUGUUAAAGUCCUUCAGAGCAUCUUCAUCAAUCAGGAUAUCCACAUGUAUUAUGAAGAAGCUGACAAGCCAGCUCGUGCACGUACCUCUAACCUGAAUGAAGAGCUUGGGCAAGUUGAUACAAUCCUUUCGGACAAGACGGGAACGUUGACUUGUAACUCCAUGGAGUUCAUCAAGUGUUCUGUUGCAGGGACAGCUUAUGGCCGUGGUGUUACAGAGGUGGAGAUGGCUAUGGGAAGAAGAAAAGGUUCUACUUUGGUGUUUCAGAGCAGUGAGAAUGAUGUGGAAUACAGUAAGGAGGCAGUUGCUGAAGAGCCGACGGUGAAAGGAUUCAACUUUAGAGAUGAAAGGAUAAUGAAUGGGAACUGGGUCACCGAAACUCAUGCUGAUGUCAUUCAGAAGUUUUUCAGAUUGCUUGCUGUUUGCCAUACAGUGAUACCUGAAGUGGAUGAAGACACAGAAAAGAUCUCUUACGAGGCUGAGUCGCCUGAUGAAGCAGCAUUUGUUAUUGCAGCGAGGGAGCUUGGGUUUGAAUUUUUUAACAGAACUCAAACUACCAUAUCGGUAAGAGAGCUUGAUCUGGUGACUGGCAAACGAGUUGAAAGGUUGUACAAAGUCCUGAACGUUCUUGAGUUCAACAGCACGAGGAAGAGAAUGUCAGUUAUAGUGCAGGAUGAAGAUGGGAAACUCUUAUUACUUUGUAAAGGAGCAGAUAAUGUUAUGUUUGAAAGACUUUCCAAGAAUGGUAGAGAGUUUGAAGAGGAAACAAGGGACCAUGUGAACGAGUAUGCUGAUGCAGGACUGAGAACUUUGAUACUUGCAUAUCGUGAACUCGAUGAGAAUGAAUACAAAGUUUUUAAUGAGAGAAUCAGUGAAGCCAAGAGUUCGGUUAGUGUUGAUCGAGAAUCGCUGAUAGAGGAAGUAACGGAGAAAGUUGAGAAAGACCUGAUUCUUCUUGGAGCUACUGCUGUUGAAGAUAAACUCCAAAAUGGAGUCCCUGAUUGCAUUGACAAGCUUGCUCAAGCAGGAAUAAAGAUUUGGGUUUUGACUGGUGACAAAAUGGAGACUGCUAUCAAUAUUGGCUUCGCUUGUAGUUUGCUCAGACAAGACAUGAAGCAGAUCAUAAUCAACUUGGAGACUCCUGAAAUCCAUUCACUGGAAAAAACCGGAGAAAAAAACGCCAUUGCAAAGGCAUCAAAGGAAAAUGUCCUGUUGCAGAUAAUUAAUGGAAAGUCUCAGCUAAACUAUUCUGGUGGAAACUCUGAUGCUUUUGCUCUAAUCAUUGAUGGAAAAUCACUUGCUUACGCGUUGGAUGAUGAUAUAAAGCACAUAUUUUUAGAGCUAGCCGUUGGUUGCGCCUCUGUCAUUUGUUGCCGUUCAUCACCAAAACAGAAAGCUCUGGUGACAAGACUAGUAAAAUCUGGAAAUGGUAAAACGACGUUAGCUAUUGGUGAUGGCGCGAAUGAUGUUGGAAUGCUUCAGGAAGCAGAUAUAGGUGUGGGGAUUAGCGGCGUGGAAGGAAUGCAGGCUGUAAUGUCCAGCGACAUUGCGAUUGCUCAGUUCAGAUAUCUGGAACGUUUGUUACUAGUCCAUGGACACUGGUGUUACAGACGGAUCUCAACAAUGAUUUGCUACUUCUUCUACAAGAACAUUACAUUUGGUUUCACUCUCUUCUUAUAUGAAGCAUACACAACAUUUUCAUCGACACCUGCCUACAAUGACUGGUUCCUGUCUCUUUACAACGUCUUCUUCUCGUCCCUGCCAGUUAUUGCUCUCGGUGUCUUCGACCAAGAUGUGUCUGCACGGUAUUGUCUCAAGUUUCCGCUGUUAUACCAAGAAGGUGUUCAGAAUGUUCUGUUCAGCUGGCGCAGGAUACUUGGCUGGAUGUUCAAUGGAUUCUACAGUGCAGUAAUCAUUUUUUAUCUGUGCAAAAGCUCUCUCCAAUCUCAAGCUUUCAACCACGAUGGAAAGACAGUGGGAAGAGAGAUCUUAGGCGGGACAAUGUACACAUGCAUUGUCUGGGUUGUGAAUUUGCAGAUGGCAUUGGCUAUCAGCUACUUCACACUGAUCCAGCACAUCGUCAUUUGGGGCUCCAUCGUCGUUUGGUACAUUUUCAUGGCGGUGUAUGGAGAACUUCCAGCAAGAAUAUCAACCGAGGAAUAUAAAGUAUUUGUUGAAGCUCUUGCGCCAUCACUUUCUUACUGGGUCAUUACUCUCUUUGUGGUUGUUUCCACAUUGAUGCCAUACUUCAUCUACUCUGCAAUUCAGAUGAGUUUUUUCCCAAUGUACCAUGGGAUGAUACAGUGGCUAAGGUAUGAAGGUCAGUGUAACGACCCUGAGUACUGUGAUAUGGUGAGGCAAAGAUCUAUCAGGCCUACAACAGUUGGGUUCACCGCAAGAUUAGAAGCUAAAAAGAGAUCAGUGAGGAGAUCUGAGCCUGAAUCAUGACAAUGAGAUCACCUAGUAUCGAUUGGAUUGUCUUCUCUCGUUAAUCUGCAUUUUCAGCUGACUCGCAGGACGUAAAUAUAUGAAUCCAGACUGGAGGAAGGCUGUUUAACAGUUGUUGUACAUUCUCUGAUUCUUUGGGCCUUGCCUGGUUAAGAAACAUCUGAUUAUGUCACUGAAACGCAUUAGGGAACAGCUGAAGAUUAUACAUCAGAGUUCCAGUAAAGAGAGUAUGCAAUGCCACACAGUUGUUGCUAGUGGCUGUCAUCUCGCCUUUUCUCUUCUUUUGCUCUUUCAAGAUUGGUACUAGUUCUUUAGUUUUUACUGUAAUUCUUAGAGAAAUGGAGAGUGCAUAGGGAAGUUGUAUACCCCUUUAGUUCCGGUCCUCCUAAGGCUUCAUUAUUUGGAUUCUUGAAUCCAAUAAGACAUCUUGUGAGAUGAGCAAUGAUAAGGAAUGAUCACUGUCUUUAGCUAUUUCAUA